UGAAGCUGACGAAGAGCCAGGGUGUGGUGGAUCAGUGGUUUUGCCUGGUCAGUACUCUACUCUGGCCGAACCGGCAGUGUCAACACAGCCUGCUACAGCGUUCUCUCGCACAAGGCCCACACACCAAUCACUCUUGCUCUCUCACACCCAAUCACUCACGCCCUCACACACCCAGGAGGCCGGCCUGUUGGAGGAAAGGAGAGAGGAGGAAAGGGUAUAAAGAGAGGAGAAUGGAGGAGAGAAGAGAGGAGGAAAGGGAGGAGAGGAGAGUGGAGGAGAGGAGGAGAGGAGGAAAGGGAGGAUAGGAGAGUGGAGGAGAGGAGAGAGGAGGAAAGGGAGGAGGAGAGGAGAGUGAUGAAGCCGUCAGUACGUCGGAUCCGAGCCCAGAGAGGACAGGGUAUCUCUUCUCUGAUGGCCUCUCUCACCCCGACCCUCACCCCUAACCCCUCCCUCACGCCUUACCUCAGCCUCACCCCCUCCUCUUCCAUGGGCAGUGUCUCCCUGGGGGGUGAAGAUGGAGGAGAGGGGUUCCACAGCCUCCCCUGUCAGGAUGUCCUGUCCUCCCUGAGCUCUGAGAGCAGCUGCCUCAGCACCCCCUACAGGACAUUCUGCAGCAUGGCAUCCUGCUCUAUGGAUCAUGAAUUCCUGAGCCAGUCAGGGGAGGGUCGGAGCAGAAUAUUCCCAAGUCAGAGCAUCUUACUGGGGGAGGACUGGAGCUACGAGCCCCUCUUACCCUCCAGCCGCUCCUCCCCCCUUCAUCCUUUCACCUCCAUUUCCUCCUCUUGUCAGACCGACUAUAGCUGCUCCGAGUCCCACGGCCACGACCACGCUACCGGCAGCAACCGCAGUCCCCACGGUAACCGGGACCACCGCGGUCUCCAUGGAAACAGCCGUAACCUGUCAGGCAGUAUCUCUCUGAGGAAGUCAAAGAGGCCUCCCGCUCCCCCCACGCGCUCUACCUCACUACGGUUUAAACCUGGCCGGGGGAAAACGCUGUGCUACAACUACAACAACCACACUGCUGGACCUGGAGAGGUGGUCACGAAGGGGAGUCUGACCUCCAGCCCUGCUCCCCUCUCCCCUCCACUCUCUCCAGGGGUGUUCGAGGACCCAUGGGUCCCCCGCUGUAGCAGUGUGGGCAGUGGGGGCAGGGCAGGUGGGGAAACAGACAGUCAGAUCAACCAUGUCCCUCCCUUCCACAGCUUCCACGAACAGCCUGGUCAGGAUCAAAACUACCCUUCUAGCCCGUGCCACCAGCAGCCUUACCCAUCUGUCCCCCGCUCAGCCAGUGCUGGAGGGGUGAGCCUGCUGGUGGGACCUAAAAUGGCUGCCUCUUCUCCUAAAAUGUCCGCCACGGCAGGGAGACUCCAGCGGCUGGCCUCUUCCACCUCCAGCGGAUACUCCAGCGAGUGCAACACCCCAACCCUCUCCUCACCCCUCACAUCCCCUUCACCCCUCACACCCUCCUCACCCCAAACACACUCCUCACCCCUCAUCUCCUCCUCCUCCCUCCACCUCACCUCCUCUUCCUCCCUUCCCAGGACACGUUCUAGCCCAGGGGGAGGAGGGCCAAGACCCCCCAUCCCAGAGAGAAAGUCCUCUCUCCUCUCCUCCCCCUUCUCCUCCUUUUCCUCUACCUCCUCCCUCUCUUCCUACACCUCCUCCGACUCCAGAUAUCCCUCUCUCCCCCCUCCUCCUCCCCUGCCCGGCUCCAGCAUUCUUCCCUUGCGACAGACUCAACCCCACCCCUUCUUUUCACCUAUUACACCUGCCAGUCAGACAGAAGCUUCCCGUUGCCCUGAAGAAGCCCACGACCAUGCCCCCGCCCUUGCUGAGGACACACCAGACAGACACUCCACCACCACCAUCCCCACCCGUAUUGAUAGGUACACCUCCAGAGCCCUUCGUCCCAGAGACACCACCCUUACUGUGGAUAAACCUAACCCUGUGUACCAGAGUUACCACCAAGCCCCUAUCCUUCAGAACCCUGUGUACCAGAGUUACCACCAAGCCCCUAUCCUUCAGAACCCUGUGUAG
Oncorhynchus kisutch (coho salmon) is the source of this 2037-nucleotide messenger RNA. RefSeq names its product sialidase-like. The record is from RefSeq and is a predicted model, not a curated record. The transcript is spliced from 5 exons. Gene Ontology annotation, biological process: cell differentiation. Lineage: Eukaryota; Metazoa; Chordata; Actinopteri; Salmoniformes; Salmonidae. The coding region runs from base 355 to 2037 and encodes 560 amino acids.